Cinara cedri is the source of this 1092-nucleotide messenger RNA. NCBI's taxonomy places the organism in Eukaryota, Metazoa, Arthropoda, Insecta, Hemiptera, Aphididae. The record is from the annotation of a GenBank genome assembly.
AUGGAAAACGGCAGUGAAGUAUCAGAUCGGAAAUACGAGAGCUGUAACGAUACCAGAGAAGUUUCGGAGGCCAUGAAAGACCCGAAGCAUGCGGAUCGUAUCGGUUCCGUAUUCUCGAAUAUGUACUACUCGGUAUUGCAGUCAUCGCCCGAGUACGCCGACGAUUUUUAUGAGGAGGACGGCGAUUACCAGACCAUCUACGCGGACGGAUCGACCGUCGUCGCCAAGACCCGGAUCCAGGUAAAAGAUGUAUUGAUGCAGCCAACGACCCAUCCCAAUUAUGUAAUAAAUUCGGUUGUUUCGAUGCCCUGUGAAGAACCUUCCAAAGGCCUGUCGGUCAACGUGACCGGCGACCAGUUCGUUCAUGAUUUUGUCAUGGUGUACCGUCCGGAAAAGAUUUUGGGUUACGCCAUUGUGACGUCCAUGAUUCGAUACGAUACUGCGGUACCGGUCGCCAAACGCCAAAUACCGGUAACAACAUUCGCUGAAGGCGACUUACAGGCUAUUACCGGCAGUACACCAAACAUAGGUCUAGAAACAAGCGACGACCGUUCGCUAAAUAUAGCCGCCUGCAACGAACCCCUUCCCGGACCUGUUGCUAUGAACAUCACAAUUAAAGAUAUCAUCUCCGAAAUAUUUUCCGACAUCCCGUCGGUCCCUACGGAACCCGCAUUUUUGAUUACAGCUAACCUUGGUAUAGAACCCGCCGCCGAAAACAUUAGAAAAUCAAAUAUAUUUUCAAAACUCAUGUUCGUCCAAGAACCAUUUCCAAUUACCGAUGUUUUCGAAAAUGAUACAGUAGCAGACAUCGCGUACGUCCCAGAAAGCGGCUUUUCAAAUACCGAUGUUUUCGAAAAUUAUACAGGAGUUGAAAUCGCGUCCGUCCCAGAACCCGCCUUUUCAAUUACCGAUGUUUUAACAAAUGAUACGGUUGGCGAAAUCGCGUUCGUCCCAAAACCCGCCUCAUUAAAUACCGAAACCGAGAAUAAUGUACCCAAACCGUUAUCCGAUAACAAGAAAAUCAAAAAACAUUUAUGCAAUUUAGUUCUGUUUUCUGCUGCCUGUUGGGUUGUGUAUCGAUAUAUCUUAUAA